Messenger RNA from Notolabrus celidotus (New Zealand spotty), 4680 nucleotides. Its product is annotated as lysine-specific demethylase 9. The record is from RefSeq and is a predicted model, not a curated record. The transcript is spliced from 7 exons. Gene Ontology annotation, cellular component: nucleus. The coding region runs from base 133 to 2472 and encodes 779 amino acids. NCBI's taxonomy places the organism in Eukaryota, Metazoa, Chordata, Actinopteri, Labriformes, Labridae.
CAUCCACUACGCGUGCGCAAGAGCUCCAAAUUAUUAAAACAAACUACAAAUAAAUGACAGGAGGACUACAUUUUUUUCUCAGACCUGCGCAGUAGAGAUUCAGAGACCUUUAAAUGUACUGUACGUGCAAAGAUGGCAGCUCAAGUCGACUUGCUCCGUGCGAAAGUAGAAGAAGAAAGAUUCAGGGUGAGUCUGGAUCGAUUCAUGAAAGAGAAGAAGAAGAAGAAGAAACGGGAGCUGUCUCCUUCAGCUGUCAAACGAGAGAGGUCCGAGAAGGAGGUGAAGAAAGUGAAGCUCCAUCACCACCACCACCAACAACACGCUGAGCACAGGAGCCACCAACCGCAUCAGCUGCAGCAAGACCCAGCAGCAGCAGCAGGACUCAACUUCAACGCAGAGAAACAUGUCCUGCACAAACACCACCACCACCACCAUCACCACCACCACCAUAACCACAGCCUCAGCAAUGGAACGAAGAAGAGUGUGCACCCUCCUCCUCCACCUCCUCCUCCUGCAGCGAGGAAGGGACCCGAGCAGCUGCAGAAGAAGCGAGCAGCUCCUUCCUCUGAGCCACCUGCGCUCUUCACUUUCACGCCCCUCAAGAUGGUCAAGGCCAAACCUCAGGACUUCAAAGAGAAGCACAGGGAGACAGAGCUGAAAGUGAAGCCCAAGAAGGAGAACACUGAAGCGAAUUUAAAGCAUGCAGAAGGAAAGAAAAAGAAGGAGCCAAAGCCCAACAACGAGAACAUCAAGUCUCUAACUCUGGAGGAAUACCUCCUGAAGAAGAAAAAGAAGAAGAAGAAGCACAGAGAGGAGGAGCGCGGUGCCAAGAAAGUCCGGCACAUGCACAACAAAGCGGUGCAGACUGUGUGUUCAGGACUCGGACCGGACCUCAAUCUGCCCGUGAGCCCGGACUCAUCCCUGAAGCAGGAAAACAACCGCCAACCAUGCAGGGACCCCGUCAUCAACCACCAACCCUACCUCCACCCUCUCAAACUGGAACACGUCCCCUUCCUCUCCCAUCAGGAUCACUACAUCCGCAGCUCCUGCCUCCAGACGGGCAACUACGGGCGCUUCAUGCACGAGGAGAGGCAAGCAAACGGCGGGGGGUCGGUUCUGCACGCCUAUGCUGAUGAGCUAGCGUGUCUGAGUCCGGCACAGAUGGAGUGCUUCGCCCAGGAGUUUCUGGAUUUGGCUUUUGCUGAGAAGCCCAGAGCUGCAGCCACGUAUGCUCUGGCCGUGGUGCACAGUGCAGCCGCCUACCUUCCUGACUUCUUGGACUACUUCGCCUUCAACUUCCCUAACACGCCGGUCAAAAUGGAGAUUCUGGGAAAGAAAGACAUUGAGACCACCACCAUCGCUAACUUUCACUCUCAGGUGAGCCGGACUUACUGUUCAGGAACGUACCGGUCUGGACCCAUGAGGCAGAUCAGCCUGGUGGGAGCCGUGGAUGAAGAAGUAGGAGACUAUUUCCCAGAGUUCCUCGACAUGCUGGAGGAGUCGCCCUUUCUCAAGAUGACUCUACCAUGGGGCAGCCUCUCCAGUCUGAAGCUGGACUGUCGCUCUCAGAGUGACGACGGGCCCAUCAUGUGGGUGAGACCAGGAGAACAAAUGGUUCCCACUGCUGACAUGCCCAAGUCUCCUUUCAAGAGACGCAGAUCCAUGAACGAGAUAAAGAACCUGCACUACCUGCCGAGGGCCAGUGAACCCAGAGAGGUGCUGUUUGAGGACCGCACCAAGGCCCAUGCUGACCAUGUAGGACAGAGCUUUGACUGGCAGAGCACGGCAGCUGUGGGAGUGCUGAAGGCAGUGCAAUUUGGGGAAUGGAAUAACCGACCUCGGAUAACCAAAGAUGUUGUGUGUUUCCAAGCUGGAGACUUCAAUGAAGUUGUGCAGAGGCUGCAGCUGGACCUCUAUGAGCCUCCAGUGUCUCAGUGUGUGCAGUGGGUGGAUGACGCGAAGCUCAACCAGCUGAGGAGAGAGGGCGUCCACUACGUGCGACUCCAGCUCUGUGACAAUGACAUCUACUUCAUACCGCGUAAUGUCAUCCACCAGUUUAAGACGGUGUCUGCGGUCUGCAGCCUGGCCUGGCACAUCCGCCUCAAACAGUACCACCCUGACAAGAGCGACAAAGAGGAGGAGGAGCAGCUGCCCAACGACCUCAGCCCCACCUCAGGACGAGUCUCAUUUUCUUCCCCUGCAAUGCCCGACGCCACCUUUACCCCGUGUGCUCAACCACAGGGAAACAACAUCAGAGGAGGGGUGGCCAAGACUGAAGAGCCAGAGUUCCAGAGGCCGGCGACCCCUCCCAGGGAGCCUCAGCCGGCUGCUCCACAGCCCACCAAGUCUGCUCACCUGCCGGCAGCGUACCAGGAUCCACAUCUUUCUCUGGAGCCGGUCCACUCUGGAUGUACGCCAUCAAGAGAAGCGUCACUUCCUAAUCUGUGCCACACUGCAGAGUUCCCUAAAUGAGCUCCCACCUCCCUCUCGGCCUCUAAGGGAGGCUUUAAAUAUUGACUGAAGUGUGUAAAUCAGGAACUUUUCAACAUAAAUUGUUCUUUAAAGUUUUUUUAAAUCUCCCUCAAGCUUUUUAUGUUCAGCCAAAGUUUAUCAUUUAAUUCAACCUGUUUUGUUGUUUAUAAUUUGAUAGCACCUUAACUGGAACUCUCCAAGGACUCAUUUAACAGUAUGUGUUGAAGGAACUCUCGUUUUUUGACUGACCAAACAAGUGGCCACGCCUACUGGAGGAGACAUUUUGCAGAUUUGUUUGAUGAGAUGAGAGGACUCAGACGUUUUACUCAUGCAGGUGGUUCGUAUGAGUUUGUCUGGAUGCAUGACUCGGACAUUUUACUGCUUUAUUUAUUCAGACUGAGUGCACCUAGAAGAUGCAGUCGUCCUUCUUCUGUUUGAGAAAUCUUAGUUGUCUGCACGCCCAAAUCAGCCACAGCACUUUAAUGUGAAAAUCUGAGUUCAAUGAGUCUUUUAUUUUGAAAUUUAAACUAAGAAGAUGCGCUUUAAUUUUUUUUAUUGAAGCACAAGCACUUCAGAUUUUAUUCAUCUGCUUCCUAGGUUGCAGUUUGUGCACUUCCUUAUUUAAAAGGCAUUUUAUACUGUGCUCUUUUUUACUGUUCAUAUUUUUUAUCUUAUUUAUUUUCUUAAGAUUGAGCUGACUCCAUGAAUGCAGGUCUCAUAACCACCCAUGAAUGAAUAAAGUUAGAGAAAAGAGUUUCAGCCGUCGCAAUAAUUGUCUGAAUCUCCUCUUCAGGUGUGGAGAAUGUCGUCAGAGCUCGGUAUGUAAAUGUGUUUUUUGGUUUUUUUUUGUCUUGGGGUCACUUGACUUUUGUUUUUCUCACCCUUCUUUUGAUUAAGCUGUGAAAGCCACUGAGCGUGUGUCUGGAGGGUUUCUGGUGUGGUGUUCACCUCUCUGACUGCAACUCUGUGGCUUCACUAUGAACGGCUGAUGCUCUGUGUUAAAAUCUGAGGCCUCCAACAGAUGUGUUUAACCGUUCUGCAAUAGACAGGACAUUGAGUCCUGAGAUGAUCUUUAUUUUUGUCAGAGCAUGACGUUAACAGUCCACAGAGCCUCACAGAGGACUUACAGUGAAGAAGUAAGACUGCCUUCUCUCUACCGCUGACUGCGUCUUAGUGCCUUGUACUGUAAACGGUUAGCCUAAUUUAUUUGAUUUGAUUUGUUUGUAGGAUGGCGAGAUAGAGACUUGCCAACCACCUGAUGUGAGAGUGUUUAUUGUUUUAUUUAUUGAUGAGAAAAGUUGCUUAAAGGUGCUGUGAGGAACUUUUGUUUUGUAUCGAUUCUGGCGCCCCCUUGUGGACAAAGUGAUACCUCUUAUCUCUUGUCCUAUACGUGCAAAAGUAGUGUUUUCAACAAAAGCCUCAUCCUGUUGUGUUCAACAGUCAACUUUAUCAGGCAAUGUGAUUAUUUUCCAUGAAAACAGUCAAAUAAAGGCUGUUUCUGAAGCAAGAUGUCCAUCAUCUGGUCUGACACCUACCCCCCCAGGGCAGUUUCAGGCAUUAAAAAUGUCCACAGAGAAGGUGCCAGUGUUGCUGCUGAUGGACUUGUUUGCUAUUGAAGGUCAUAAAUAGGCAUCAGUAUCAUUUUCAGUCUGUUUGUCAGCCUGUUCCAAACUCCUCACAGGGCCUUUAAAUGAUGCUUUCUGAGUUUUAAAUCUGCAUGUCACUGAGAGCGAAGACAUCAUCAUAGUGUCACUUAAAAAUAUAACUGCAUACUAGAUCUUAUUCAGGAAAUGUGUCUGUUCUAGGGUCCUGAUAUCACUAGAUCAAUAUAGAAAUAAAUAGAUGGAUGCAAUGCCAUCACAUCAGUCCUCUGUCAUAUGUGCUGUGUGAGUGUUUCCCACAGAAUGACAGUAUACCUGGAGUGGAGGGGUCAGGGGUUAACAUUCAAGAGAUACAUUAAUACAUUCAAGUGCACAAAUCAUGUUCUUACAAUCCAUAUGCACAUUGUAUUUAUUUCUGUUUUUAGCAAACAUUGAUCUCCACAUUUUUGAUCUUUCUCUCCAUCAGAUCAAAUUAUACUCCAUCUGUUUGCCUUUCUGCACUAUCUUAUAAUAAUAAUCUGGUCUGGUGUCCUCCUUGUGCCAUUUUAAAAAAUCUCUUCACAUGUAACCUUUUCACACCAAUGAUAAAUGCAUUUAUUUAAAUACA